GCGGCGUUGCCUACAAAAACCUGACAAGCGAAACAGAGAGUGAGAGAGUUUUCUCAGGAUAUCUCGUUUUACCAUUAUACCCUCAUAACUGAAAACGGCAAAUACGUUCCUUCUUCUUCUUCUUCUGUUUUUUUUUUUUUUUUUUUUUGUGGCUUUAAUAUUUUUUUGGGAAAGAGAAGAGAAGAGUCGUCAGUGAAAUAACUGUCGCCUGUAACAGAAAAUCUCCGACGGAUAAAUGAUCGAGACUGGAAAAUACCUUAUCGGCGCCGCCGGUGCGAGCGGUUUCGGCUCUAAAUCCACCGCAGAUGAGGUGACGGAGAACUGCGACCUUCGUUCCACCACAGCGAUAAUCACCGGCGCGACGUCGGGGAUCGGAGCGGAGACGGCGAGAGUGCUGGCGAAACGAGGAGCGAGGUUGAUUUUUCCGGCGAGGAACGUGAAAGCUGCGGAGGAAGCGAAAGGAAAGAUCGUCUCUGAGUUUCCGGAGACGGAGAUCGUCGUUAUGGAGCUUGAUCUCAGUUCCAUCUCCUCCGUUCGGAGUUUCGUCUCCGAUUUCGAAUCUCUCGAUCUUCCUCUUAAUCUUCUCAUAAACAACGCAGGGAAAUUAGCACAUGAACAUGCAAUAUCCGAAGACGGGAUCGAGAUGACAUUUGCUACUAAUUAUCUAGGCCAUUUUCUCUUGACCAGUCUGUUGCUAAAGAAGAUGAUCCAAACGGCAGAAGAAACAGGAGUUCAAGGAAGGAUCGUUAACGUCACGUCGGGUAUUCACGGCUGGUUUUCCGGCGACUUGAUAGGAUAUCUCCGGCUGAUUUCCCAACCCAAGUGUCAAUUCGAUGCGACACGUGCGUAUGCUCUCUCGAAGCUAGCCAACGUUUUGCAUACCAAGGAGCUCUCUUCUAGACUCCAGAAAAUUGGAGCGAACGUGACGGUAAACUGCGUACACCCAGGUGUUGUUAAAACCCGGUUAACAAGAGACCGGGAAGGCUUAUUGACAGAUCUCGUCUUCUUCCUGGCUUCCAAGCUCCUAAAGACCGUCCCUCAGGCAGCAGCAACGACGUGCUACGUGGCAACAAAUUCAAGGUUGGUGAACGUAUCCGGGAAGUACUUUACGGACUGUAAUGAAACGACACCGUCUGGACUCGGAUCUAACUCCUCCGAAGCUACCAAAUUAUGGGCUGCUUCUGAGAUUCUGGUAACUCAACAACAUUCCAAGGCCGGCUUCGACCCAUUUAGCUAAAAAUGAAAGAAAAUAAGUAAUUAGUUAUCUUAUUUUAUACUCUUAGGAAAAUAUAUAUAUUAAAAUCUAAUUAGCUUACGAAAAAAUAUGAAGCUUUAGUUAAUCCCCGAAUUUAUACUGUAAUCAAAUAUCUUAUAAACAUAUAUAGAUGAUAGAUAUUUCAUACCAUUAGAUUUCUAAUUCUAUAGUACUAAUGGGAAGCUGAUGUGCAUUAUAGUCUUUGUUUAUACUAAUUAUUAUAUAAUUCAGAAUUU
Molecule: messenger RNA, 1491 nt
Organism: Eutrema salsugineum
Lineage: Eukaryota; Viridiplantae; Streptophyta; Magnoliopsida; Brassicales; Brassicaceae
Product: short-chain dehydrogenase TIC 32, chloroplastic
Exons: 8
Coding region: 236-1237 (333 amino acids)
Source: RefSeq, a predicted model, not a curated record